Molecule: messenger RNA, 1095 nt
Organism: Stylophora pistillata
Lineage: Eukaryota; Metazoa; Cnidaria; Anthozoa; Scleractinia; Pocilloporidae
Biological process (GO): regulation of DNA-templated transcription
Molecular function (GO): sequence-specific DNA binding; DNA-binding transcription factor activity
Source: RefSeq, a predicted model, not a curated record
CUACCGUGGCUGUCUGCUAUCAGAGAGAGCUCUGCGUACAAAAAGGAUAUCUUGUUUGUGUUAGUCUCAAAUUUCUCAUAUAUAACCCAGUCAGACAACUCAGUCAGAAGAAGAUCCAGUGUAUUAUUAGACAAUCGUGAAACAAUGAGGAAAGCGACGCAGUCUCAGAAAGUGUUUUCUCUUCUUCGCGAUGCCCUCAGUUCAGGAAAGUACUGGCGCUGUAUCAGAUGGUGCAACCAGGGAACAACUAUGCUUAUUACGAGUUCAAAGCUCUUUGAAAAAGAAGUGUUGCUGGGAGUUUUGAAAGAGUUGAGGUUGAAAGACUUCUCGAGUUUUGCAGACAUGGUUUACAAAAUUGGAUUUCAGAGAGUGCCCACUUCAAGGCCCUCGAAGGUUUACAAAUUCCGCCAUCCACUUUUUCAGUUGAACUGUAACGGUGGUCGCGCCUGUGAUGAAAACGCGAAUAGUGUUGAACUCAAGGGUCUGCAACAGAACCGGAAGCGAAAAAUGAUGGGCGAACUUACACAUGAUUCUGAUGGCAAGGACAUUUCAAAUAGGGAAAGUCAUUCAGAACUAUUGGAGCCAGGUCUUAAAAGACAGCGAAAAUCAGAAGAAAUUCUGUCUGGAGAAAGAUUAAAAGCUGUCGUAAAAGAGAGCAAGAUUUCCCGCUGGGGAGUCAAGGAAUGUCUUGUUAAACCAUGUACUCUAUUUGUCUCGGCCAAUCAAUGUUCAGCGAGGAAGCAGCCAGUUCUGAAUCGGUACAGCUUAUCAGAAAUAAUCGCUGCCCAUGGUCUCCUCAACCUGGCCUCGACAACAGCUGUGCAAUUUGGGAUUAACGAUUCCCCGAUGGGACUUGACACGGCGAGGAGAUUAUAUGAUUUGUUCUGGUGCGCCGUUUUCAUCAAGGAAAGAAAUAUCCGCGAAUUGGAUGCAGCUACAGCUUUGUUGGAACUCUCUCAGAACACAGUGAAAAUGAUGCAGUGAAACUUUGGUUCGACGUUAUAAAUGAUAUUUACAAUUUGGAGCAUAGAAAUGCUCUUUUAUUUUUAUAAUAUGAUCUUGCAUAUGUCGAUGAUGAGAAUAGUGUUUCAUUGA